Messenger RNA from Aspergillus novofumigatus IBT 16806, 330 nucleotides. RefSeq lists its product as uncharacterized. NCBI's taxonomy places the organism in Eukaryota, Fungi, Ascomycota, Eurotiomycetes, Eurotiales, Aspergillaceae. The record is from RefSeq and is a predicted model, not a curated record. The transcript has a single exon. The coding region runs from base 109 to 267 and encodes 52 amino acids.
ACCAGAGACGACGAUCCGCAUUAUCUGCGGACCGUAUUACAACCUUCAACGUCCGGGACUCUAAGCAGCCAGUAUCGAGACCAUAACAUGAAGCACCAGAAAUUCUCCAUGUAUGGUACAAGCUUAUUUGUCGCAACUCUCUUGCUCUUGUUCGCUGUCGCUCCAGCUUCUCAAGGACAUCUAAACGUUUUGCCAUCCCAAUGCCGUUAUGACUCCAUAGAGGUUUCUUUCCUCAUCCGAAAAUGGACUAUACAGCAGUACUCCUAACUAGCCCAGCAAGGUAGUCCUUGUCUUAUGCUUCGCGUAGCUAGACACGGGCUUCUCAUCUGG